GUGGAUACAUUUCAUAUAUGUGACAAAAAAAAACAGGGUCGAUCUUCACAUCCCCGCAGAGAGAGUGAGGCAGGCGGAAUAUUAAAGAUUAAUCCAUUGUAACUGGACAAAGAGAGGCCAGAGCUUCAGGAAAAGCGACUGAGGGGGAAAAUCCGACUCCAGCCGAGAUGAACGGCGCCAGGCUGGAAGAACUUCUCCUUCAGAGCUACCCAGCCGACAACGUGCUGCUCUGCUUCCCCUGGUGGGACUCCAGCCUCUCGCGCAGCCGAUGCUCGCCCCCGGACUUCUCGCUGUCGGCCACCCUGUGCCCCCGGUUCCCCGCGACGGGGGGGUCCACCUCGGGGUUCCGGACCUACCCCCACCUCUACAAGACGGAGCUGUGCCGGCGCUUCGCCGAGUCCGGCGGCUGCAAGUACGGGGACCGUUGCCAGUUUGCCCACGGCCUGCAUGAGCUGCGCCUGUUACCCCGUCACCCCAAGUACAAGACGGAGUACUGCCGCACCUUCCACACGCUGGGUUUCUGCCCCUACGAGAGCCGCUGCCACUUCAUCCACCAGGAGGGGGAGCGCCGCCUCCCCCCCCCACCAACCCCACCGCAGAUUGAGAGUCCCCCCCACCGGCCACGCUCUAGGCAGGCGGGCGGGGCCCCGGGCACCUGGAACCCCCCCGCCCAGGCCAGGGCCCGCUCGCCCACCUCCGACGGGGUCUCCUCCCCCUCCUCCUCCUCCUCCGAGACCCCCGAGCGUUGCCCCGGCAGCCCCACGCCCCCCGGCUCCUCCUCCUCCUCCUCCUCCUCCUCCUCCUGCCGCCGCCGCCGCCUCCAUCGCGACAACAGCGACAACUACCUCGCCGGCCGCGGCAUCGCCGAGCUGCUGGUGCCGCUGGCACUGAAACUGCGGGCGCUGGAGGACUCGGAGAACGUCCCGCCCGCCCUGUCGGCGGCGGCGGCGGCGUCCCCUCCCACCACCGUGGCCUCGGACUGCUCCCCUGGCCUCGGGGGUCCCGGCGAGGAGGCUGAAGAUCACCGAGCAGAGGCCCCGUUGAGCCUGGAAGCUGGGAAACGUCUCCCCGUCUUCAGCUGGAUCUCCACCAGGAGCACCUGAGGGGCGGGCGGGCCAGAGGGCGGGCACAGCGACUCCACCGUGCUCAGGACCCCUUAUCAGACUGUGGCUGGAGGGGUAGAUAUUAAUUAUUUUAGUUGGGUCGUUAGUUUCUUAACUUAAAAAAAAUGUUGUUAAUUAUUUGUAGCAAGGCUCCCUGUGUGAUUAAAGGUGAGGAGAGCUGUGUUUGUCCACCUGGUGUUUCUUUGGAUUUCUGCUUUCCUUUCAGUUUAUAUUGGAGCUUGAGGAGUCUGUCGCU
This is a messenger RNA of Carcharodon carcharias (great white shark), 1359 nucleotides long. RefSeq names its product mRNA decay activator protein ZFP36L1-like. The transcript is spliced from 2 exons. The record is from RefSeq and is a predicted model, not a curated record. Gene Ontology annotation, molecular function: metal ion binding; mRNA binding. Bases 168 to 1103 code for a protein of 311 amino acids. Lineage: Eukaryota; Metazoa; Chordata; Chondrichthyes; Lamniformes; Lamnidae.